UAAAUACAUUGUUGCGAAGAAAGAAAGCUGCAGAGCUGAGCAGCUGAUGAAACGGAUCAGUACUAGCAGAGACAGUCUACAUAGCUCUUGUUUUUAUGGAACUUCUUACAGUUUUCGGUACCUAACGACGCUUCUGCAGCUUUAUACUUUACUAACAAAGCAGUUGACUGCGAGUUCAGCACUUCCCAAGUGGACCGCUAUGCCUACUCUAUCUGCACCUUGUGACGUGAGCAGUCUGCCCCCUUCUCCGGUGGACAGGUCGCCUAGGAGGAUGUCCUGGGGCAAACUGGUCCAGAGAUUUACAGAUUUUGGUGCAGGGGUCAACAACAGCAGCAUCGAGGAGUCCAGCUCAAACAACGGCAGCAGGAGUGACCUUUCAGACUCAGGGUCGGAUGUUUCCGGCGAGCUGUGUCCAUCCAACGACGACCUGUUCUACGACCCCAUGGAGGAGACGAUACUCAAGGAGGUGGUGCUGCUCAUCGCUCACAGCCUGCGGGAAGCCAAAGACUCUGACUGCGCCCUGCGGUGCGCCAAACUCCUCAUCCCCGACAAACUCCUGGACCACAUCGGACGCGAGCUGCUCCAGCUGGCGACCAGCGAGCCGUGUGGCCUGCGAGGCGCGUCCAUCGACCUGUGCGUGGAGCACGGGGAUCUCUGCGAGAGCGUGGAGCAGAUCUCUGUGGACCCGUACCUAGUGCCCACCUUCCAGCUGACGCUCGUGCUCCGGUUGGAGUCCGGCGGGCUGUGGCCAAAGAUCCAAGAACUGUUCAACACCAAGCACCCCUCGGCCCCUGUGGUCAAGCAGGUGAUCAGACUGGGAACGGGCUUCCGGGUGAUCAAGAAAAAACUAUACAGUUCUGAAGAGUUGUUCAUCGAGGAGUGUUGAGAGUGACAAACCAAUGGAUGGCGUUAUAAAGGCUGUGCCUGAAUAGUGAACUUGACCUUUUAAAAUGACCCUCACAAUGUCCUUUUACGAAAAAAGCUGUUUAUUGUGUUAAAUGUUUAUGUUUCCUUCCUAAAUGUAAAGUGGCUUUAGAACUUAGCUUAAAUAUUGUUUCCUCUAUAAGGGAGCCUCGUUACGGUACAACAAGAAGUGAAACGUGCCCAACACCUUUCACUUCGCUUAAACAUACCGGUUAUCCGUUUUAAAUGGACAUCUUUCCGAGUUGUGUGUGUGUGUGUGUGUGUGUGUGUGUGUGUGUGUGUGUGUGUGUGUGUGUGUGUGUGUGUGUGUGUGUGUGUGUGUGUGUGUGUGUGUGUGUACCUCAGUUUCUAUUGAAACCAUAUAAUGGCAGCUAGCUCUAUGGUCACUCUGUUGUUUUGCAAGUUGUUGUACACCGGGAGUACCAGUGCGGGCCUGAACGACCGCUUUGGUUCAAAGCGCAAAGGCCUAGCAGUAGUCUACUUAUUUUGUGUUAUAUGCAAGAGGACGUACAGCAAAAGUCUAAUGUAACUUGUUUUAUUUUCUUUUUUUUUUAUAACGUGGACCUGUCUUGCAUUCCAAUGUAUUUAUUUGACAUUCAAAUAGUCACACCAUUGCACUGUUUUGUACAUUCAUGACUGCAGAAUAAAUUAUUUUCUAACAAA
Molecule: messenger RNA, 1587 nt
Organism: Gadus macrocephalus (Pacific cod)
Lineage: Eukaryota; Metazoa; Chordata; Actinopteri; Gadiformes; Gadidae
Gene: ddit4
Product: DNA-damage-inducible transcript 4
Exons: 3
Coding region: 47-886 (279 amino acids)
Biological process (GO): negative regulation of TOR signaling; apoptotic process; response to hypoxia
Cellular component (GO): cytoplasm
Molecular function (GO): 14-3-3 protein binding
Source: RefSeq, a predicted model, not a curated record